This is a messenger RNA of Candidozyma haemuli, 1143 nucleotides long. RefSeq lists its product as uncharacterized. The transcript has a single exon. The coding region runs from base 1 to 1143 and encodes 380 amino acids. NCBI's taxonomy places the organism in Eukaryota, Fungi, Ascomycota, Pichiomycetes, Serinales, Metschnikowiaceae. The record is from RefSeq and is a predicted model, not a curated record.
AUGAUCUCAAAAAGUUUCGUUCUUGGCCUUCUCACCUUAACAUGGCCGCUUCUUAAAGUGGUUUUCCAAUUCUAUACAACAGGCACUGCCUACUCCAAGAGUGACCCAGAGUUUGCUACAUCUUUGGCUGCGAAUAUCAGACUUACCUUGAUGAGCCACUUGGGCGAUUACCUUGAAGCUACGGAUUUCCAGAUAUUUCCAUUCCCCAUGACUCCCUUAUUUGGGAAGCUUGGUGGGAGGAAGUUUGCCCAAUUGCGUGGUUUUGGCGACCCUGUUGCUGGUAAAGAUACACUAGUAUGGGUUCUGAAGCCUGAGGGAGCAAAGAAGGCGGUGCUUUAUCUUCAUGGCGGUGGGUAUGCCUUGCCUUUACUGAUUGGUCAGUUGGAGGGUAUUAUAGCCGUUAACUAUGCUAUUAAACCGGAAAAUAGAGACUCCUUGGCAUUGGCCAUUCUCGACUACCUGCCUACUGCUUAUGGAGACACAUACCCAACCCAGAUAUUUGAAGCAGUGGAAGCGUAUAGGGAGUUGGUCAGUCAAGGCUACGAGGUUGUGGUUCUUGGCGAUUCAGCUGGCGCCAACUUGGCCUUAGCGGUGGCCCGGUUCUUUGCUUACCCAGAAGAAGCCAAAGCCCACUUUUCCCAGUACCCUAAGUUUGCGUGGAACUUUAGCGUGGUAGCGGCUCCACGCCAUUUGGUGCUUAUUUCACCAUGGAUUCUGCCAUACACAGCGCCAGAGCCUACUCCAGGUGUAGACCAUUCAGGCGACUCCAGCCCUAAAAAAGCCGAUAUGGGUCUUUGGUACAUUGGCAAGGAAAAGAAAGAGGAUGUAUGGCCAUUUGUGAAUUUUCAAAAGACUAACUAUGCUGAUCACUGGGCGAAGGUUCCAGCGUUCAACGGUGAAGGCGGUUGUCUAUUGACGUAUGGAGAAAGAGAGCUUCUACGUAAAGGCCAGGAGGAAUUCUGUGCAAGGAAUGCUAGGCAUAUUUCUGUACAUAUGUAUCCAGGUGGUGUCCACGACGCCAUGUUUGCAGCCGAGGCAAGGAACUUGGGGAAUGAUGAGGCUAUCAUGGCUGGAGCGCAUAGAAGCAAGUUUACAUUUGGCUUAGUGGGCAAGUUUCUAGAUGAGGUUUGCCAGGAAGAGUGA